AGCGUUUUAACACUAAACUAGCUCCUAAAUCUGUGAAACAUUAGUAGUGAAGAAGACUCCUAAGUAACUAAGACCAACUCAGAAUAUAAACAUUUUAGAAACAUCUGACGAUAAUGAACUUUUAAAAAGGUAUCACCUUUGGUUUUAGAUGUUAUCUCAAUUCAAAAUUUCCUUUUUAUUACAUCCUUGUUCAAUCAGUUGGACAAGAAGUAACAACUGUUCUUGUGUCUAGUUUAUUUUUUAUGUUUACAUGCCCAUACAUGAUUAUUCUACUCUGUUAAUUAAAAGUUUAUAUGCAUAUCAAGUGUGUAUGACGAGCACACAUGUAAGAGGCUGACAAUGAACUGUACAUAUACUAAUCAGUGACACUUAGCCUGCAUUCAUUUUAAAAUCUUUAUUUGAAUGUGCAUCUUUUUAUUUUAUUUUGAAAUCUUUAUCUGAAUAUGGCAACAUAUCGUGCUCUACAAAAUUUCUAUGAAUCACUGUGUGCAUAGUUAGUAAGCAUUCUGACAUCAUCCAUAGCAACGAGGUAAACCCUGCCCUUUCUCUUAGCUUAAGUCUUCUAUCUAUUCCUUAGUAAAAGUUUGUUUCGGCAGCUUUGUAAAGAGGUUUUAAGAGAAAAUUUAUCCUCCUAAUUUUUGCUUUAUUAUAAACAAAUUAGAUUCUACAGCAUCUGAAAGCUAAAUGAACACCUGGGCUGCAGGGCUCACUUUUUUGUAUGCAUAUUCAGAUGCAGUAAAUGUAUGUUUCUGAGUAAACUCUGCCUUGAUUCCAAUAAAACUCACCUUUGCGCUUAAAUGCAGUCAAUGAUUGUUGUCUCACAUUCUACACUAAGUGUAUUUUGUGCUUUUGUGUUUACAGGACACUGGCAGGUAUUCGAGAGGGAAUUUGACUUAAUCCGAGUGAGCUGUAUGUUAAUGUUCUUCAUUAGUGUGCUGUUAUCAGAUAACUGAGCCUAAGGGUCUGGAGGUCGUUAUGGAGACAAUGGGUCAAGCGAUGGGGGUCCUCCCCAGCAAUUAGGAAAAUCUGGUUGGGCCACCCUGCAGGAGCAACCCCCCUGUGCUGCAUGUGUCUGGGUGUAGGUGGAGCACGUGAAACUACUGAACAAGUAUCCUGAAAAGAAGUCAGCUCUGGGCACUCUCUACUUGACCGCUACUCACCUUAUCUAUGUGGAACAAACUAACAAUUCACGCGCAGAAACAUGGGUGCUGCAUCAUCACAUCAUGUCGGUAGAGAAGCUUCCAUUGACUGCACCCGGUUGUCCGCUCCUGAUCCGCUGUAAAACCUUCCAGCUGCUUCAUCUGCUGUUCCAAAAAGAGAGAGAUUGUCAGGAUGUCUAUCAGUCACUUCUGCACCUCUCUCAACCAGUCAAAGAAGAUGAGCUGUAUGCCUUUCUCUAUACUCCACACCAAAACCAGGAGGACAGAAGACAGGGUUGGGAAUUCAUCAGUGUGGCGAACGACUUCAGCAGGAUGGGUCUCUCCAAUGAAUAUUGGGAAAUCAGCCCCCUCAACAAGAACUAUGAGAUCUGUAGCACUUAUCCAUCUAUCCUAGGACUCCCUAAAAAUGCCAGUGUUGCGGUAGUAACAGGCAGUGCCAAGUUUAGGAGCCGAGGGCGAUUGCCUGUUCUGUCUUACUAUCACAAAGACACUAAGGCUGCGAUCUGUCGCUGCAGUCAGCCUUUGUCGGGUUUGACGUCUCGCUGUGUGGAAGAUGAACAGAUGCUUCAAGCCAUCAGCCAAGCGAACCCCAACUGCCCUUUUAUAUAUGUAGUGGACACACGGCCUAAGUUGAACGCAAUGGCCAACCGCGCAGCUGGUAAAGGCUAUGAGAAUGAGGACAACUACUCCAAUAUCAGGUUCCAGUUCCAAGGAAUCGAAAACAUCCACGUCAUGAGAAACAGCCUACAAAAAUUGCUGGAGGUGUGCUCUAUGAAGUCUCCUUCCAUGAGUGACUAUCUGACAGGUCUGGAGAACUCUGGUUGGAUGAGGCACAUCAAAUCUGUAAUGGAUGCAGGUGUGUUCCUCGCCAAGGCUGUCAGUGAAGAGAGGGCGAGUGUGUUAGUGCAUUGUUCUGAUGGUUGGGACAGAACGGCUCAGGUGUGCUCCUUGGCUUGUAUACUGCUGGACCCAUACUACAGAACUAUUAAAGGCCUCAUGGUUUUAAUAGAAAAGGAGUGGAUCUCUUUUGGUCAUAAAUUCAGUCACAGGUGUGGCCAUCUGGACUCCGACCCCAAAGAAGUGUCUCCGGUCUUCACCCAGUUCCUGGAGUGUGUGUGGCAGCUGUCUGAACAAUUCCCCUGUGUGUUUGAGUUCAACGAACGUUACCUAAUAGAAAUACACAAUCAAGUCUACGCCUGCCAGUAUGGAAACUUCAUCGGCAACUGUCAGAAAGAGAGGCUGGACAUGAGGUUGCAUGAAAAGACGUUUUCCUUGUGGCCACAUCUUCUGAAGAACCAGCAUCUGUAUCGAAACCCCUUGUACCGGCGUUCAUUAGAGAGCACUGUUCUGAGACCCAGCACUUUACCACUGCACUUCAAGUUCUGGUGUGGGAUGUAUAACCACUAUGACGGAGGCAUGCACCCAAAACAGUCUGUUCUAGACCAGCUGCUCUCCCUCACACAGAAGCAGGUGGAAGGAGAGAGAACCAUGACUGAAUUACAGCGACAGCUGGCUGUUGCAGAUGGAGUUCUCCCCGAUCCAUCCGGACUAAUCAGCACACCUACGAAACAGGACAGUCCAUGUGAGAAGACUCCCACCGCUCCUGUCGUCCAAUCAAAUGGAAGCUGCGCUCCUUUAAUUAAUGGAGACGCAGAAGAGGCGGUCCCAGGAGCUGAGAAGUGCAAUGAGGAAGAAGGGGCGGAGUCAUGAGCCACCGAACACGAUCUGACCUCCUUUGAGGACAAACCUGUUUCUGUGGAAACAGAACAUUCGAAAGAGGAGGUACAAGAAUCCUCUCGAGUCUCCAUAGUAACAGAACAGGACAUUCUGACUGAGACCCCAAAGAACAAAUGUCUGGAUUAUUGAAAAGAUUUAUAAAGUACUGUUUCCACAGCUGAAGCUGCAGCACACUCGUUUGUGAUUGUUUAUAUUGCUGAUUAUUAGAUUUCUAUUCUUGUGCCCUGUUAUACCUGUUCUGAACAUUUCUGCAAUGCUCUUUGUUUUUUGUGGACUUCAGUGUGUUUGAUGGCCUUCAGACCAUGAGGAUUGAAGCUACAUGCUUUGAGCGUAGACACAGAAUCAUCUUCAUUUUGUUUAAAUGCCGUUCUGAUCAAAUGUUGCCUUAUGUCUUUCUCUUUCUCUACAUUUUAAAGCCAUAUUUUGAUAAUGGUUCAUUGAGAAACACAAGCAGCUGAUGUGAAAUUCAUGUUGAUAAAGGGAAGAUAUUGUUGAAACAUGGAUCAAAUUGAUUAUCAGUUUUUUGCACAAAGGGAUUAGUAUUAUAUUUGUAUUGUUCCUUAAUUCAAACGCUGUAAAUUUCUCAUGAAAAGGAACACAGCUGAUUGAUUGCAAUAGGAUGCCACAUUGUUUGAGCCAAGCUCUAAUGCUAAAGAAAAAUUUGAUGUGCAUAAAAAUAUUCUAGGAAUAUUACUUAUUUCCUUUUAAACGAUCCUUUUAAAUUGCAUGUAGUUUUGCAAAGCAAUACUAUUUUUAAUGAUGUCUACCAGAUGUGGCAGCUAUGGAACUCCAGACAAGUUUUUCUUAUUAUGUGAAAAGCAAACCAAUGUUUAAAAAUGCUUCCUUUAUUGAGAAGCAUUUGUUUACAUUAUUAUUUUUUGUUUAAAUUAGAAAUAAAAUCUAUUGAUAAAAUGU
Molecule: messenger RNA, 3812 nt
Organism: Carassius auratus (goldfish)
Lineage: Eukaryota; Metazoa; Chordata; Actinopteri; Cypriniformes; Cyprinidae
Gene: mtmr8
Product: myotubularin related protein 8
Exons: 14
Coding region: 1224-2870 (548 amino acids)
Biological process (GO): phosphatidylinositol dephosphorylation
Cellular component (GO): nuclear envelope; cytoplasm
Molecular function (GO): phosphatidylinositol-3-phosphate phosphatase activity; phosphatidylinositol-3,5-bisphosphate phosphatase activity
Source: RefSeq, a predicted model, not a curated record